Messenger RNA from Myiozetetes cayanensis, 8321 nucleotides. RefSeq names its product solute carrier family 26 member 2 (gene SLC26A2). The transcript has 4 exons. Gene Ontology annotation, biological process: transmembrane transport. Gene Ontology annotation, molecular function: chloride transmembrane transporter activity; bicarbonate transmembrane transporter activity; oxalate transmembrane transporter activity. The record is from RefSeq and is a predicted model, not a curated record. NCBI's taxonomy places the organism in Eukaryota, Metazoa, Chordata, Aves, Passeriformes, Tyrannidae. Gene Ontology annotation, cellular component: membrane. The coding region runs from base 183 to 2330 and encodes 715 amino acids.
CUGUCCCACCCGCCGAGGUCUGCAGGAGCCGCCGGCGGCCCCGCGGAGUGAAGACAUUAUUUGAAAAAGGCUGUUGUCCAGCAAAAGGAAGGUCAAAGAUUUACUUGUCAAAAUGUCGCGAUGUGUUCUCCUUUUAUACUCUUAGGUGGAGAUUUUCCAAGGACCUGGAGCAAGUCCUUGCGAUGGCAGCAGUGACGGAAACCAACAACGUCCGUGCAGUGACUGAGGGGCUGGAAGGAGAUGACACCAAAUGCAGUUUCCAUCACAGAAUGUUCUUGGAACCCCAAGAGAAGAAGAGGAGCAUGAAGGCUCUGGUGGUUAAGCAAGCAAAGAAAACCUGCAGCUGCACUCCAAACAAAGUUAAAGACUGUGUUUUUGGUUUCUUUCCCAUCAUACGGUGGCUUCCUAAAUACAAACUGAGGGAGGAUCUCUUGGGAGAUUUAAUGUCCGGGGUGAUCGUGGGGGUCUUACUAGUCCCACAGUCAAUUGCCUACUCUCUCUUGGCUGGAGUGGAGCCUAUUUAUGGCCUCUAUACAUCCUUUUUUGCGAGCCUUAUUUAUUGCAUAUUUGGAACCUCCCGCCACAUCUCGGUCAGCAUCUUCGGUGUGACUUGCCUGAUGAUGGGACAAGUGGUGGAUCGUGAAAUGGAGAGAGCUGGCUAUGACUUGGAACCAGCUGUGCUCAGCGUCCCCCCAGGUGCAGCAGCACAUGUGAACACCACCCUUUCACCAGCGAAUGGCACAGGGCAGGAGCUACUCUGUGACAGAAGCUGCUAUGCCAUUACAGUGGCAGCCACUGUGACCUUCUUGGCUGGAGUUUAUCAGGUGGCCAUGGGUUUAUUUCAAGUGGGCUUUGUCUCGGUGUACCUCUCCGAUUCAUUGCUGAGUGGAUUUGUCACGGGCGCCUCCAUCACCGUCCUAACCUCGCAAGUCAAGUAUCUCCUGGGCCUGGACAUUCCACGGGCCGGAGGCAUCGGCUCUCUCAUAGUCACCUGGAUAAACAUCUUCAAAAACAUACACAAGACAAACAUCUGUGAUCUCAUCACCAGCUUCUUGUGCUUUCUUGUGCUUAUCCCAGCCAAAGAGCUUAAUGAACGUUUUAAAUCCAAGCUCAAGGCUCCAAUACCAGUUGAACUAUUUGUGGUUGUGGCAGCUACUCUGGCAUCUCACUUUGGGAAGCUGAAAGAGACUUAUGGCUCGAGCGUUUCUGGGCACAUCCCAACCGGGUUUCUGCCACCCCGCCCUCCAGACUGGACCCUCAUUCCCAGUGUGGCUUUGGAUGCCGUUGCCAUCGCUAUCAUUGGCUUUGCCAUCACGGUCUCCCUCUCGGAGAUGUUUGCCAAGAAGCAUGGUUACUCUGUGAGGGCCAACCAGGAAAUGUAUGCCAUUGGCUUCUGCAACAUCAUUCCCUCCUUCUUCCAUUGCUUCACAACCAGCGCAGCUCUUGCCAAGACUCUUGUCAAGGAGUCCACAGGCUGUAGGACGCAAGUCUCUGGCAUGGUGACCAGUUUGGUAAUCCUGUUAGUCCUCCUUGUGAUUGCACCUUUAUUUUAUUCCCUUCAGAAAUGCGUCCUUGCCGUCAUAACCAUCGUAAACCUCAGAGGAGCCCUGCGGAAGUUCCAGGACCUGCCAAAAAUGUGGCACCUGAGCAGAGUGGACACGGUGAUCUGGGGAGUUACCAUGGCAGCCACAGCACUCAUCAGCACCGAGAUUGGUCUUUUGGUUGGUGUUUGCUUCUCCAUGCUCUGCGUCAUCUUCCGAACUCAGAGGCCGGAGGCACCGCUGCUUGGCUGGGUGGCAGAGUCCGAGACCUACGAAUCCCUGUCUGCUUACAAGAACCUGCAAACCAAGCCAGGGGUCGUGGUGUUCCGUUUCGAAGCCCCGCUCUACUACAUCAACAAGGAGUGCUUCAAAUCCACCCUGUACAAGCAAACCGGGGUCAACCCAGUCUGGGUGAAGGCAGCAAAGAAAAAGGCAGCAAAAAGAAUGCUUAGGGAGAAAGAGGUGGGUUCUGGUGACAACCAGACCAGCAUCUCCAUGGAUUUUGUGUCUGAACCUCUGGGGUUUCACACCAUAGUGAUUGACUGUUGUGCAGUGCAGUUCCUGGACACGGCAGGAAUACGCACGCUCAAGGAGGUCUGCAAGGACUACGGGGAGAUAGGUGUCCAUGUGCUCCUGGCCCAGUGCAAUCCUUCAGUGAGGAGUUCCCUGAUCCGAGGGGAAUUCUUUAAAGAGGGGGAGGACCACCUUCUCUUCCACAGUGUGCACCAGGCUGUGGACUUUGCAUUGGGCACCCAGGGGCACAGUGGGACCAGUGCUUCUACGGACUAGCUGUGGUGAGACAGCAAGUUGGAACAAAGCCUGGGAAAAAUUGUCUGUGGGUCUGUAUAUCUAUGCAAUCAGUGUAUGUGCACUCAGGCUGGGUGGUUCUUAGCACACUGGUUAUUGUGCAGUCUGCUUGGAUGCUUUAAAUUUGCCUGCCAGGUGCAGUGAUUCAAUAGGCGGUACUGAAUGAAGGCAGUUCUUAACUUGAUUAUGGCUAAUCUGUGACUCUAAGAGUUUUCAUAUGGUUGUUCAUCUCAUUUCUCUUCUCUCUUGAACUUUCAGUGUCUCAGUUCCCCUCUAAGUUUUGAUCAUCAGCAUUGAAGUCUUUCUUGCAACCCUGUCUUUGAGGAUGGGGCAGGAUUCUGAAGUAGUCUGAUCAUCCUGUCCAGCUGAAGACCAAGGCAACUCAUUUCUUGUCCCUCAUUCUGGCACUGAUUUUCCAUCUCCACACCGUUAUGUUUGCUAAGGAAUGGCUGACAGGGACUGUUUGCUCUGGUCUUUACUGUGCAGUGUUUGCUUUUUUAACCUUCCUGAAUUUGGUACAGGUAGAUAAAUCAAAUCUAAACAUGCAUGAAAAGGUCUUCAUGAAUAGCUUCUAACCAACCAUCUGUCACCUCCAGAGGCUUUGGCACUGUCUCCUAAUGCAGCCAGGCCAUGGGGGCAUGGUUAUCUUGUGUUUCCAGGCCUUUAUGUGCCUGUGCCUAUGGAAAUGUUACCUCUCUAGUUUGAUUUUAAUGGUUUUUAUUCAGAGGUGACUGCUUAGAAAUCUGGUUCAUCCUUAUGGUCAGUCAGUUGUUUUCCUAAUAUUUAGGAGCUCUUUAGAAUUGUGGACUUUAGAUAUGGAAAAUAUCUAGUUCUUGAGUUUCAGCAGAAAACAGUCCCUUAUAGGCAGUUUUAUAUGGCAGGCAAACAGAAUCACAGGCACCAAAAUGGAAAGGGCCAAAUAGAUUAUCCAACAUCUGUCCAAAUGUGUUCAUGUCACACAGACUUUGGGUGUGAAUGCAGGUUUUAUUGACUCUACGUGCUCUGCCAUGGACUUGAUGCAAGGGGAAUGCACAGACCAAGAAAUACAGUCAUUGGAAAAGGAGCCAAGAAAAUUCUUUGCUGAACUUUGUUUCACCAGGUCAGCGUAAACAGAACUUUUUACUUGGAUUUUAAAUUAUUCAGAACAGUGAAGAGUGCCUGUUCUUCAUGCUGAAAUCCAAGCACUGGGUAGGAAGAGGUUCUCUUUCCUUACAGUGAUAGAGUACAAUUAUGGAGGCAGAAUGGAGAGAUUAAGAGUGUUUGCUGAGUACCAGCUAUACACAGCACAUCUUUGGAAGAUGGUACUUUCUCCCAGGGGAGUUUACAGCCUGAACUGCAGGUGCUUCACAGCUUUUAAAAGGGAAGGGUGCUGUAUACUGACAAUAUUCUCAUCCUUAAUCAUUCAAAAAUAAUAAGUCAGGAGUCAAAAAAGGCAUAAAAUACAAUAUGAAUUGUGAAACGUUUACUAAAUUGAAAUAUAUUUUGAGUUUAGACUGUUUUCUUCUUUCCUUUUUCUGAUCAAGGACCAGUAACUAUUCUCUUCUUUCUAUGAAAGCUCAAUGUCACAUAACACUUCACUCUAGGAGAUGGGACCUCAAGAGAAGGAUGAGACAGCAGGAAGAUGAGUCCUUCAUAUGUUAACUGAACAUGCUACAUUUUUUUAGGACAUCAUAGCAGCCUGUAGAAAUACUGGGGGAGGUGGGAGGUGGCUGUAGCACAUAUUGAAAAGGAGCAUAUAACUGAGAUCUGAUGAAAAAGCCCUGAUGAAAAAUUGCAGCAUGUUGUUAUUGUCAAUUGUCCUGCCUACCUGCAGCUACUUGUUCUCACCCCUUUUUCCCUCAGGCAUGGGCAGGAGAGAGGGAGAGGAGGAAGGAGCAGCUGGCCAGGGGACUUCAAGGCAGGUCAGCCACAAGUAGGACAGAAGUCAAGUAGGAAUUUCUCUGGGUGGUUUUUGCUCUCUCCCGUACUCUUUCCACACUGCCCAGGUGGAAAUCUUUUGAUCUGUGACCAUGCACAGGUUUGUGUAGCCAAAUUCUAACUGAGAAGGGGAAAACCUUUCUUUAUUACGUGAUGUUUUUUCAAAUCCAUUUCUACCUGUGUCAGGUAGAAAUUGUUAAUUUCAAUGUUAGUACUUUCCACAGCUAUCAGAAUGGAUAUUUGUAGCUCCUGGGUAUUUAUUUACAUAGAAGCACAAUAAAACAGCCAUGAAUUGAUUUUCCCAAUAAUUAAAUUGCAUUAUAGCUAAAAGAUGUACUGAAGUGAUUUAUGUUUAACUAGAGCACAUUGUAUUUGGCCUCAGUGCUGUUUGCACGGCCAUGACUGGCGAUGCAGCCUCCAAAUUGUAUAAAGGAAAACACAAGAACUAAAAUGCAACAGCAAGAACAGCCAGGCAACCCAAAGAAAAACUUCUAAUGUUCUUAUUUAAGAUAACAUCCAGAGGUCAUAGUAUUAAUAAGUCUAUAUUAAUGCACACUGCCCUGUUUAAAAGGGAACCAAAAUAAAUGCCAUUUGCCAGAGAGUUCAGUGUAAUAGAAUCCUUUGGAAUUAACUGCAGAUUAGAGCUUAUUAUGGCUGGAAUUUCUUAGAACAGUGGAUUCCAGCCAUUUUCCUUCUAGGCCUAGAAUAACCUUUUAGGAGUGACAUGAAUCUGAUUUAAGCCUACUGGCAAGAAGCACAUUUUGCUUGAAUAUGUUUGUGGACCAUUUAAAGUAAUCCAAUUUCAUCUUUAGGAAUCGGGGACCACUGAUUGAAAGCUUUUGCCCUAAAGAAUUUGUUUUGUAAAGGAAUUUUAUAUGUAUCCACACACAUCUAUAUGUGUAUGUAUCUAUGUGUGUGUGUACAUAUAUAUCUAUAUAUAUCUUUUGCUGCUGUGUGAUGGUUGCAGCAGCUGUAUAUAUCCAGUUAUGCUUUUGUGAUACUCCUGCUUCUGUCCUGGAAAGGGCUCUUCUGCCUUCUACUGUUCUAAAAGAACAGUGGAGAACAUGUACCGGAUUUUUUAAGGGGAAAUCUCACUGCCUUCUCUCCUCCCUACCUCACAGCUGAAUGUAAACUAUAGGAAGAGCAACUCUCAGAACAAUUGGUUUGGGGUUUAUACAUCUGUCCAGAACAGGAAUGUUCCUCCCAGGUGCAAAAUUCAGAACCCCAAGCUAGACUGGAAGAUCGUAUAAAUCAUUUUAUCUUCAUUCCCAAAGGUACUAAUCAGCAAUUAUCAGUCUAAGUGAAGAAUUAAGAGAUCAUUAGUAUGUUCAUUAGUGACAACAACAUGGCAUUAUGGAAAUUAACACUCACAGCCUCAGCUGUACUAAAGACUCCUAGAAAUGUCUUUAGCAAUCUCCUGCUAAAUGUCAGGCUCUUUUUAUCUCCUGUGUUGCUGCUAUAGAUAGUAGUGUCAGUUCCUCUUAACGUGGCAGCUGAACUAAUAAAUGUUUCACUUGUGUGAGUGUUUUGACAAAAAAACCAUUUUAGGUCCACUUCACAAAACAGGGAAGGGCAUCUCAGUGGUGCUUAUUUUUGGAUUCAUAAUGACAUUGCCAACCUUAGUCUUGUGUGAUUUAGUGAUCCUUGUUUCCUUGUGAGCCAUUGCAGUUCCAUCUGCUCCUAAUUCACUGCAAGACCCACCUCCAACUUCUUGUGCUUCUUUCUGUGUUUUGCUGCAAGACAUUGCAUAUGGUUGACUGUAAAUAGAAGAAUCAUUGGCUUUGUGUAUAUUGCUGUUAUAUGUGACCUGCUGCUCAGUUUCCAUGGCAGAUCUUUUGAUAAGGCUAAAGCUCCUGAACAGAGAGAGGAAAACAACCCCAAAACCCCAUGAGUCCUGUGGGUGCUGGGACCGAGAGAAAUGGAGCUAUGGGCAGCUGAUAGGGGAGCACUUCUGUGUGUGUGUCCCCAUGCUGGAGCCUCAGCCUGGUUUGGGACUGGGAAAGGGUUUGUGCAACUGCUGGUGCUGUCCAGGAAUGACAAAUUAACCUGAAGGUGUCUUUAUUACGGGGCUGCUGGGACACAGUGUUGUGCAGCCUUGUGCCUUUCUUACAGGGAGUGUAAUAACAACACAGGACCUGGUUCCUCAGUGCUCUGCUCAAUUCCUCCUCAGUCACUGUCCUGAGAUACGUAUGUAAGGGGUUUCUGGUUUUAUGGUUAAUUUUGUUUGGUCUAAUUUUAAUCUCAGUCUGUCCCAGGCAGGGCAGCAGAGCUGGCCACGACUGUGCUCCUUGCCCAUGGAAGGGUGUCUCUCUUGGGAGAAAGCCCACAGCCACGGCUUUGGUCUCUGCUCACACUCCUGCUGGCUUUUGUCAGGAGACAUUCAAAUCCACUGACGAUGGGUUUGAAAAGCAGAGGUGAGGUAUUGCAGGCAGGAGAACAGCCUGGCUGCCACACUGGGGUUUUAAGCUGCUCCGUGCCCAGCUGCCUCCCACAACCUUGUGCUGAGGUUGGCCCUGAACUCUGCCUGUGCUCAGUCCUAGAUCCUAGCUGAGGGUGAAACUCUUCAGGCAAAUAGUUUCUUUCAGGGCAUUAUCUUCUGCUAUGUGUUUUUUGGUUUUUUUUUUUUUUUUUUUAACAUGCUUUAGGAAAGUGAUUUAGAUGCUUGAGGUGAUUUACAUUUUUAAAUAUUUUUUUUUCAUUGGCAUGGCUGAGCCAGUGAAGCUGUGAUGCAAAUAUUGCUCUGCUGCUCAAGCCAUACAAGGUACUUUGUGUAGCUUAAGUUUGUUCUGCUGAGUCUCAGUGUAGGAUGCUGUUGUGAGACUUCAUUCAGUAUUGAUAUAACUCUCCACAGGAGAAGGGCUUUGCAUUUCUCUGCUGGCAUAGACAAAGGGAGUCAUGUCUUUAGUGCAGACUUUGCACUGUGAAUGACCUUGGUAAAUCCCAAGAAUUACUUGCACUGGGUCAUCGUGUUUAUAAGCCUUUGUAGGAUCAGCUGCUCAUGUGAAAAUCAACCUGAUCUUUACUAUUUCAGUCAAAUUCUGCCUAAAGUGGAAAUAAUUGAGUCUUGCUUUUUCAUUUGAGAUUCUUGCAAUGCUAAAAAUGAGGCCUCUCGUUAGGUAAAAUGACAAAUAUUUAAUAUAUAUAUAUAUAUAUUUAGUUCAUAGUAUAAUUAGUACCUUUCUAUUUUAUUUUCUAGAGAUUCUGUAGGCUGAGGCAUAUUGAUAUUCUUUAAUGUGCAAAUGCACAAAAUAUUUCAGCAUUGAAUGGCGAAUCAAAUCUCCAUUGAGGUAAAUUUACUGCUAAAAAUAUUUGAAUUGCAGCUCUCUCCAGCUCUGAAAGCACUUAGCUCUUAGUCCAGCUCCCAAAUGAUUCCAAUAUUCCACAAGAAGAUAGGAGAUACAUUUUGCUGAACUUGGGUCCAAGUUUUUGAUAUCUGAUUUUUUACUUAAGUAAAUUUUAUGUGUAUUUGAAAUGCAAAUGAAACAUGGUUAAGGAGAGGUAAAAUGUCCCUCUUUCUGAAAAGCACAUGAGUUGUCCCUGACUAUCAUCUCUAGUACCUUGGUAUAUUCUGGGGUAUGAUUUUUUUGAAUUAUUUUAAAUUCAGAAUAAUGCUAGAUAAUUGUGACGUAAUCUUUUGCAGAACAAACCAAAUGGCAAACUUUGCCUGGAUUUUGUUGGAGAAUCAGUUUAACUAAACAGGACCUCAGGACUGGAACAGAUCACAUUGGUCAGCUGACCAGUUUACAAAAUAGUUUAUGUGUUAUUUGAAUAAAAUGUGGGAAGGUCAUAUAGUAUCUAUAAAAAGUCACCUUAUUCGGUGGCAUCAGUUUUAUUUUUCAGUAGUCAUCUGUGUUCUGCCAUCACUUCUGGUGUCUGUCCUCUGUGUGGUGUUGGCUCUCCUUUACACUCUCUGUCUGAGCUGUAUCAAUUGUUAUUUUUAAAUGCUAAUGUGCCUUAUUGCCAUUGUAGAAGAUUUGUUAGCGUGAGAAUUUUCUAUCAAAUAUGGUAAAAUCGUUGGGUUUCUUUAGCACAAUUAAAAGAUGGUAUUUAUGGUUU